AUGUCACCCGCGGCCACAUUAUCGGUUAUCAGAACGAACCCAAGAGGACGCAAGUCUUCGAGAAGACCAUUCGUUCAGAGAAUGCUCCAUAGUGAAGGGACGUCUGGCAGCCCCGAAUCGAUGAACCGACCCAGCUAUAGCACGGUCGAAGACGAGCGGGAUCACUUAUCAGACACCGAAACCGAUAAUUCGUCUGACAGCGAUGAGUCAGGUUAUAACAAUGUCCCGGACAACGCCGAAGAAUUAGAUGGGAGCCAGGGCUUAGAUAAAGACGAGGGCGUACUUCACAGUGAGCACUCGCAGGCCCUGGAUGAGGGAGCGAGUGUAGAGAUGUCGCUCCUACCUAUCGUAACGGAGCUUUGA
Messenger RNA from Anthostomella pinea, 363 nucleotides. Lineage: Eukaryota; Fungi; Ascomycota; Sordariomycetes; Xylariales; Xylariaceae. The record is from the annotation of a GenBank genome assembly.